AUGGCUCAGCCACAGGGGGCCCCGCGCCCCUCUGGGGAAGAAGAUUUGAAGCAGCGGCUGCAGCGCCUAGAGAAGGAGAGGAUAGCGCUGAACAACACUAUAGAAGAGCUGCGGCAGGACUCCAGCGACCACCAGCUUGUGCUGGACGCGUUCAAAGACCUGGAACCCUCAAGACGCUGCUAUCGGCUGGUCGGGGGGGUUUUGGUUGAGAGGAGUGUGGGGGAAGUGCAGCCGGCCUUGGAGCAGCACAAGGCCAAGGUGGCUGAGGCCAUGAAGAACCUGGAGGCGCAGCUAGCCAACGUGCAGUCGCAGCUAGCUGCAGCUAGCCAAGAAUAUAUAAAGAGAACUGGGUCAGCAGAUGUUCCCUACAUGCAGCAGCAGCAGCAAGCAGCAGCAGCAAAGGAAGAUGCAAAGUCAAAGUCUGCGGGGGGCAUUCUUGUCUGA
Molecule: messenger RNA, 444 nt
Organism: Eimeria tenella
Lineage: Eukaryota; Apicomplexa; Conoidasida; Eucoccidiorida; Eimeriidae
Exons: 3
Coding region: 1-444 (147 amino acids)
Biological process (GO): protein folding
Cellular component (GO): prefoldin complex; cytoplasm
Molecular function (GO): protein folding chaperone
Source: RefSeq, a predicted model, not a curated record